GAUGAGGCCCAGCACGAGGAAGCAAAAGCUGACGUGAGCGACACCGACGCUCGAACAAGAGCGGCGACGGCCGGCCGGCGGCAUGCAAGAAGCUCAGCAAUGGCGGCAGCAAGCGCUGUGAUGCCGCUCCCAAAUCCACCGCCUCCCCGCCCCCCACCUCUGGCCACCGACAAUCCCCAACACGAGCGGGACGCCCCGACCACCUCCUCCCUCCGCGCGCUCUUCCUCCGCGCCGUCGACCCGUCCCGCCCCGCGUCCUGGUCGGCGGCCGUCGCCGACCUUCUCUCCUCCGGUGACGCGGUUGCGGCUCUCGCCACGUUCGCAGCCGCCGUCCGGGCGAACCCGGCCGCGCUCCUCCCGGCCCUGCCGCCGGCCCUACGCGCGGCCGCCGCCGCCACCUCCCUCGCCGCCGGCCGCCAGCUGCACCUCCUCGCCCUCCGCUCGGGCCUGUUCCCCUCUGACCCGUAUUCCGCCUCCGCUCUCCUCCACAUGUACCACCACUGCUCCCGCCCCAUGGACGCCCGUAGGGCGUUCGACGAAAUCCCUGACCCCAAUCCUGUCACCGUAACCGCGAUGGCCUCUGGCUACCUACGCAACAAUCUCGUCUACCACUCGCUCGAUCUCUUUCGUGCCAUGAUUACAUCGGUUUCUGUUUCAGUGGUCGAUGAGGCGGCCGCCCUCGUGGCGUUCUCUGCUUCUGCCCGUCUCCCUGACCGGGGUGUUACUGCCAGCCUCCACGCGCUUAUUGCAAAGAUUGGAUUGGAAAGGAAUGCUGGGGUGGUCAACACAAUGCUAGAUUCGUACGCUAAGGGUGGCCAUCAUGAUUUGGAGGCAGCCAGGAAGGUGUUUGAUACAAUGGAAAGGGAUGUGGUGUCCUGGAAUUCUAUGAUUGCUCUGUACGCACAGAAUGGUAUGUCAGCAGAAGCAAUUGGGUUGUAUAGCGAGAUGCUGAAUGUUGGUGGAGGAAUUAGAUGCAAUGCUGUGGUGUUGUCGGCGGUGCUACUGGCUUGUGCACAUGCAGGGACAAUACAGACUGGAAAGCGUGUUCAUAAUCAGGUGGUAAGGAUGGGUUUGGAGGAAAAUGUCUAUGUUGGUACUUCUCUAGUUGAUAUGUACAGUAAGUGUGGAAGAGUUGAAAUGGCAAAUAAGGCCUUCCGAAAAAUCAAGGAAAAGAACAUCCUUUCCUGGUCUGCCAUGAUUACUGGUUAUGGCAUGCAUGGUCAUGGACAAGAAGCCCUUGAGGUUUUUGCUGAGAUGAAAAGAUCAGGUCUAAGGCCUAACUACAUAACGUUUAUCUCGGUUUUAGCUGCUUGCAGUCAUGCUGGUCUUUUGGAUGAGGGCCGUCAUUGGUAUAGUGCCAUGAAGCAAGAAUUUGGUAUUGAACCUGGUGUGGAGCACUAUGGUUGUAUGGUAGAUCUCCUUGGUCGUGCUGGUUGUCUGGAUGAAGCUUAUGGCCUUAUUAAAGAAAUGAAGGUCAAACCCGAUGCUGCUUUAUGGGGAGCUCUUCUUAGUUCAUGCCGCAUACACAAAAAUGUUGAGCUUGCAGAAAUAUGUGUAAAAAGGUUGUUUGAAUUGGAUGCAACCAAUAGUGGAUAUUAUGUUCUGUUGUCCAAUAUAUAUGCAGACGCUGGAAUGUGGAAAGAUGUGGAACGAAUAAGACUUCUGGUUAAAACAAGAGGAAUAGAAAAGCCUCCAGGGUAUAGCUCAGUUGAGUUGAAAGGUAAAACCCAUUUGUUUUAUGUUGGUGACAAGAGUCAUCCUCAGCACAAGGAGAUAUAUUCUUAUUUGGAGAAACUGCUUGAAAGAAUGCAAGAAGCAGGCUAUGUGCCAAACACAGGUUCUGUUCUUCAUGAUUUGGAUGAAGAGGAGAAAGAGUCUGCAUUGCGAAUCCAUAGUGAAAAGCUUGCUGUUGCUUUUGCUCUAAUAAAUUCUGUCCCAGGAUCAGUGAUCCAUAUAAUAAAGAAUCUCCGGGUCUGCAGUGAUUGCCAUACAGCAAUGAAGUUCAUUACCAAGAUCACUGGACGAGAAAUUAUCAUCAGAGAUUUACAGCGGUUCCAUCGCUUCAAGGAUGGAUUAUGCUCUUGUCGGGAUUAUUGGUGACAAUGCACUAAAGGGCUUAGUUUUGUGAUUCCGUCUCUGUAGUCAUAAUGUCGCUGUUUAAUCUUUAUACUAGACAACAUCCCUUUAAGCUAGUGAUGUCGUAAAGUCGGUGGAUUCGGGAUAACGGCAGUAUCUCAAGUUCAUUGCUUGCUAGAACAGCCAGAAAUAUCUACAUGGUGUAACUGAAGGUUGGUGAAUUUUCGGGUGCACCAAAUGGUACAUCUUAUGCCUUCAUUUGAAAGACAAGAAUGUGAAUCAUGAUAUGACAGAGAUGCAUAAUAACCGUUCUGAAUCUGUUCAACCAUUCAUGAAGACUAGGAGGCUAACUGCAUUUUGGAGUACGUGAAUUUUGUCACCAUGGGGGCAAUAUUUUUCGUGUACAUCUGUUGGACACAUAGCAUGCCUUGAUAUUUGAUGGUCAUCACAAGUACUACUGCAACUUCAGCAUGGAUUUGUUCAGUCUAGAGUUCUACUCCGGAGACACAUGGGAUGCCUUGAUAUUUGAUGGUCAUGCUUGUUGAAGCUGAUGUUUUUUGCGCCAAUGUUUUAAAAAGUGACUGCUUAUAUGGCCUUGACUGUAAGUACUAAGGACUUCACGGAACUGUAUUACCCAUUGUAUUGAACUUGUAAAAGGAACACAAGACAAGUUAUUGAUUUAUAUUACAACAUAUAUUGACGAGGGCUAUUUGCGAUUGGUUUGCUCAGUAAAGGCGAAAGAAAUUUUGAUGCAAAUUUUCAUUUUUUUUACUUAUUUUUAGAAAAUUUUGAUUAAGCUAUGCUUUA
Messenger RNA from Oryza brachyantha (malo sina), 2883 nucleotides. RefSeq names its product pentatricopeptide repeat-containing protein At3g26782, mitochondrial. Lineage: Eukaryota; Viridiplantae; Streptophyta; Magnoliopsida; Poales; Poaceae. Bases 100 to 2100 code for a protein of 666 amino acids. Gene Ontology annotation, molecular function: RNA binding; zinc ion binding; protein binding. The transcript has 2 exons. The record is from RefSeq and is a predicted model, not a curated record. Gene Ontology annotation, biological process: RNA modification.